This is a messenger RNA of Erpetoichthys calabaricus (reedfish), 6215 nucleotides long. It is a transcript of the gene pnpla6, whose product is annotated as patatin-like phospholipase domain containing 6. The record is from RefSeq and is a predicted model, not a curated record. Gene Ontology annotation, cellular component: endoplasmic reticulum. NCBI's taxonomy places the organism in Eukaryota, Metazoa, Chordata, Cladistia, Polypteriformes, Polypteridae. Gene Ontology annotation, molecular function: phosphatidylcholine lysophospholipase A1 activity. The transcript has 37 exons. Gene Ontology annotation, biological process: phosphatidylcholine metabolic process. The coding region runs from base 180 to 4370 and encodes 1396 amino acids.
GCGCGAAUUGGUCGAGGCGGAGUGCGUCACAGCGGCAGGUGCAGCUGGGAGAUGGUGUUCCUUCGUAAGUUAGCGGAGCGCAAUUGGGAGUUUCCUGCGUACGUACUGUUGACGGGAGGUGUCAGGAGCAGCCGGCCAGAGGAUUUUAUGGACAAGUUCCUCGGAGAUCAGUGUGUAAAAUGGGACAGGCCACAUCAGGGACUGAGCUGGAUGCUCCUGAAGACAAGCUAGUCAACAUCCGGACAUUUGUGGAAGAUCAACUGCAGACUAGUAUGAUGGUGGGGAUCAUGAUUGGUGCUGGCAUCUCAGUUGUCCUCAUUGCCAUACUGAUAUUGUUUGUCUUCCGAAGGAUCCAGCGAAAACAUGUUCAGCCACAGGAGACUCCAAAAUACAGAUUUCGUAAGAGAGACAAAAUGCUGUUCUAUGGACGCAAAAUUAUGCGUAAGGUUUCCCAGUCCACAUCAUCUUUGGUUGGAACCACUGCCUCCAGGCCACGCUUAAAAAAGAAGCAAAAGAUGUUCAACAUUGCCAAAAAAAUUCUUCAGUUCAGGAAAGAAGUCCCCACCCUGCAACAAAAAGAACCCCCACCUUCUGUCCUAGAGGCAGAUCUGACUGAGUUUGAUGUGGCCAACUCACACCUACCCUCUGAGGUCCUCUACAUGCUCAAGAAUGUCAGGGUGCUGGGACAUUUUGAAAAGCCUCUGUUCCUGGAGCUCUGCAAGCACAUGGUGUUCCUGAAAUUUCAGCAGGGCGAGUAUGUGUUUCGUCCUGGCCAGCCCGACAGCAGCAUCUAUGUUGUGCAAGAUGGAAAGCUGGAGCUCUGUUUAGCUGGACAGGAUGGGAAGGAUGCCGUGUUGAAAGAGGUGUUUCCAGGAGACAGUGUCCACAGCCUUCUCAGCAUCCUUGAUGUUAUUACGGGUCACCAGAAGCCCUAUAAGACGGUGUCUGCCCGUGCUGCUGAUGUCUCCACUGUUCUUAGGCUGCCAGUAGAAGCCUUCCUGUCAAUCUUUGAAAAGUACCCUGAGAGCCUGGUCCGCGUGGUACAGAUCAUCAUGGUCCGCUUGCAGAGGGUCACCGUUCUGGCCUUGCACAAUUACCUUGGCCUGACAAAUGAGUUGUUCAGUCAUGAGAUGCAGCCUCUUCGUUUGCAGCCUCAGUCACUCCACCAGGCCCGGACCAGUCCCAUCAGGCAUAGCAAGCGUUUUAGCAGCAUGUGCACCACUGAGGAGAAUGCUGGUAAACCAGGGGAGGUGACAACCGCCAAAGAGCUGAGUGAUACUGUCAAAAUGGCAUUGCAGGAAGGCACCACAGUACCAACCCUCAGCAGAGCUGUCUCCAUGCCUGUUGAUAUCUCAGGGAUGCAAAGGGGACGUCGAUCUGACUUUGACAUGGCAUAUGAGAGAGGAAGAAUCUUGGUCUUCCAGCAGGAUGACGGCACCUCUGGACCACCAGCCUUCACACGAUCCAUUUCUCAGGAACCACGGGAAAGGAAGUCCGUGAUGGUGGAGGAGCAGCCAUCUGGGGUGUUCCUGUAUCCUGAUGAGGACUCUGCAGACAGUUUAUUUGAACCACUGCUAGGGCGGCAAACAUCAAGUCUCUUUGAAGAAGCCAAAAAUGAAAUUCUGCGACUCAUGUGCAUCGAGGACGCCUCUCUAUUAAAUGGUCGGGUUACACUGCAUCAUGCCAAGGCCGGGACUGUUCUUGCACGACAAGGAGAUCAGGAUGUAAGCCUUCACUUUGUGCUGCUGGGCUGCCUACACGUGUAUCAGAGGAUGAUUGAUAAACAGGAGGAUGUGUGCUUGUUUGUCACCCAGCCUGGAGAGAUGGUGGGGCAGCUGGCUGUACUGACUGGGGAACCCCUCAUCUUCACCAUCAAGGCCAUCCGGGACUGCACUUUUCUCAAGAUUUCCAAGUCGGACUUUUAUGAGAUAAUGCGUGAGCAGCCCAGUGUUGUUCUAAGUGCAGCACACACAGUGGCCAUCCGGAUGUCCUCCUUUGUCCGGCAGAUGGACUUUGCUAUUGACUGGAUGGCAGUGGAGGCCGGACGAGCUCUUUACAGGCAGGGUGACCGGUCUGACUGCACCUACAUCGUCCUUAAUGGUCGCCUGAGAUCUGUGAUCCUCAAGUCAAAUGGCAAGAAGGAACUAGUUGGCGAGUAUGGCAGAGGAGAUCUCAUUGGGGUGGUAGAAGCUCUGACCCGACAGCCACGUGCCACCACGGUCCAUGCAGUGAGAGACACAGAACUUGUGAAGCUGCCUGAGGGGACACUGAACAACAUCAAGAGAAGAUAUCCACAGGUUGUAACAAGGCUGAUCCAUCUCCUUGGGCAGAAGAUCCUGGGCAACCUGCAGCAAGUCAGAGGACCCUUUUCGGGUUCUGGCAUGGCAUCUAGCCAUGAUGUGACCAAUCCUGCCAGCAAUCUGUCUACAGUGGCAGUGCUGCCUGUCUGUGAUGAUGUGCCAAUCAACGCUUUCAAUCUGGAGUUGUACCAUGCUCUGAGUGCCAUUGGACCCACAUUACUGCUCACAAGUGAUAUUAUCCGAGAGCGUCUGGGAUCUUCCGCCUUGGACAGCAUUCAUGAAUACCGCCUUUCUGGGUGGCUGGCACAGCAAGAGGACAUCAACCGCAUUGUACUCUACCAGACAGACUACACCAUGACCCCAUGGACCCAACGCUGCAUUCGGCAAGCGGACUGCAUUCUGAUCGUGGGUCUUGGAGAUCAAGAGCCCAACCUCGGGGAGCUUGAACAGAUGUUGGAGAACACCGCAGUCCGUGCUCUCAAGCAGUUGGUGCUGCUACACAAGGAGGAUGGACCCGGCCCGGCCCACACUGUCGAGUGGCUGAACAUGCGCAGCUGGUGCUCAGGCCAUCUGCACCUCAAGUGUCCACGUAGAGUCUUCUCUCGACGCAGCCCCCCUAAACUGAGAGAAAUGUACGAGAAGGUGUUUGCAAAGACAGCUGACCGGCAUAGCGACUUUUCCCGCCUUGCCCGAGUCCUCACAGGGAACAGCAUUGCCGUUGUGUUGGGAGGUGGAGGAGCCAGAGGUUGCUCUCAUGUUGGGGUGAUUAAGGCCAUGGAAGAAGUGGGAAUCCCCAUCGACAUCGUUGGAGGAACGUCAAUCGGCUCAUUCAUUGGUGCACUGUAUGCUGAGGAGCGUAGUGCCGUCCGCACAAUGCAGAGAGCCCGCGAGUGGUCCAAGUCAAUGAAUUCCGUGUUCAAGACUGUGCUGGAUCUCACCUAUCCCAUCACCUCCAUGUUUUCUGGCUCAGCCUUUAAUGCAAGCAUCUCAAAGGUGUUUCAGGACAAGCAGAUUGAGGAUCUGUGGCUGCCCUAUUUCAAUGUGACGACUGACAUCACUGCAUCAGCUAUGCGUGUUCACAAGGAUGGCAGUGUCUGGCGCUAUGUCAGGGCGAGUGCUUCCUACACCCCUUAUUUACCUCCUCUCUGCGACCCCAAGGACGGGCAUUUGCUUGUGGAUGGCUGCUAUGUAAACAAUGUCCCAGGCUCACUAUGGCGGUAUGUACGGGCUAGCAUGACCCUUUCCGGGUACCUACCGCCACUCUGUGACCCAAAGGAUGGCAACUUGCUCAUGGACGGAGGCUACACCAACAACCUGCCAGCGGACAUAGCCAGGAACAUGGGGGCCAAAACCGUCAUUGCCAUCGAUGUGGGCAGCCAAGAUGAGACGGACUUGUCCAACUACGGUGACAGCCUCUCGGGGUGGUGGCUGCUGUGGAAACGCAUCAACCCGUGGGCAGAAAAAGUCAAGGUCCCAGACAUGGCAGAGAUUCAGUCGCGGCUGGCGUAUGUCUCCUGUGUCCGUCAGUUGGAGGUUGUGAAGAACAGCGCCUACUGCGAGUACAUCCGGCCACCCAUUGACCGCUUCAAAACCAUGGAGUUUGGAAAGUUUGAUGAGAUCUAUGAUGUUGGCUACCAGCAUGGCAAAGUUGUGUUCAGCAGCUGGAAACGGGGCGACAUCAUAGACAACAUGCUGAAGGAUCGGAGGUCGGCAGACUUUAACGACAGAAAGAAAGCUGAGAGUGGCUCCUGUUUACCUGCAGACUUCACAGACCUCGCAGAAAUAGUUUCCCGAAUCGAGCCUGUUCAGAGUUUUGUGGCUGCUGAAGCCGAAGAGUCAGACUAUCUCACUGAAUAUGAGGAGGAUGGGAUAGAAGCUGUGAGAGAGGAAGAGGGUGGAGAGGAGGAGGACGACGACGAUGACGAAGUGGAAGAUGAAGACCCUGACAACCAGUUGCAAGCAGAGUGGGCCAAGCAAAGUGCAUCUGAGAUGGAUGAAGAAACAUCCAUCCGCAAUCGCAAGAGGCUGACCUCAGAUGUAUUCCCCUCUGCAGAUGUGCCAGAGCCUUAGUGAAGACGGAGGACACCACAGGAUAAUAAAGGACAUUGAGCCUUCCACCUGAGCCAGGGACACACGCAUAGGAUUGGGGGCAUGAAAACACAGACAGGUGUGGCUGUGCUUCGAAGGAUUAGAUGGCUUAUCCUAAUGGUGGAUCCUACAGAGAUGCUCUUACUUUGUUCAGCAUGUUUCUUGUAAAAAUAGGAAAAAGCAAGACUCCUUUAGGAAGCUCCCACCAAAGACCCCCAUGUCAGUGUUACUGAAGACUGGCGGAGAAUAUCUUGGAAACAGAAAAGUGGCAAUGGUAACCCAUUAGGACCCAGGGGCACCUGGCAAGCAGGCUUGACUUUUUUAAAAGGUUAACAGAAAACAGUCCCAAAAAUCACUGUCCUCCAGAUGUGGUUUCUUGUCACUCUGGUGGAAAUGCCAGGGUUCUUUUGUUUUAUAAACCCGUCACUUUCUGCAUAGUGCAGGUGUGCCUAAAAGUAAAUCCACACUUUCCCAAGUUACGCUGCAGAGCUUACCAGACAAUUGCUUUCAUGCGUAUGUACACCCAGAACCUUGUUAUUGCCUCACAAAGUAUGGGAACUGUAUUAGAAAGUCAAGUACAGUGUGAAUUUAAAGCAUUCAGAAUCACGACAAAAUGGGUGAGCAAUCAUGUGACACUGUGUUCGUUCAGGACGUAUGGUUGCUGCGUUAGUUUGCACCUGUGCGAUGAAGAGCAGCAUGUAAAGAGAUUAAAGUGCACCUCAUUUAAUGUGCUAUUCCGUUUCCUAACUCCUGAUUUAUUUUUACCUUUGCAAUAUCCGCUUUCAGAUGCUGCUUGUCUUGGUCAGGAUUGGAGAAGCCAGUGUUACAUGAUAGGUAGCGGACCUGGAUGAUACGUCAGUUUAUUAUGUUUCAUAAUUUUACAUCAUUUGUUUGAGUGCAGGAGCCAUUAUCAGUUACUGUUUUCAGUAAACAUGGGUGUUUUAAGAAAGGCACACUGCGUCUAUUGUGUAAUAGAAAUAAAAGCUAAGCUAAUAAAGGACAAGGCAGACUUCUCAAAACUCUGCCUUGUUAUAACUUGCGCAGAUAACCGUGAGCUUUGAGGAGUCACAAAUCCUAGCCUGUCAACACUGGGAGACCAACUACCGCCUUUCCAAGCAUGAACAUUCAAAGAUGGUAAAAAUAGCCACCUCUGUUACGUGUCCUGUGCUCAUACUAGAUGGGUGGCUAAAAUGUGACGGUCACUCGUGCUCAAUGGCGUACCUCCCGGGGUGACCUUUCACACAUCACAAGUGAUGUUCUUCCUCGGCUCUGCUCUUUUGGAAGUACUGUUAAGGUUGCCCUAUGAAGCUGUUCGUACUGCUGCCACCUAUUAGCACCUACCAGGCUUGCAGUAGACAAAACCAUAGAAGUUCAGUUACAUGGCAGGGUUCUACCUUCAUAUCAGUAUGAAAUGUGUGUCUAUGUAAAAUACAAAGUCAAUGUAUACACGUAGCAGAAGGCGAUAAACCGGCAGAUGGGGAUACCGGAUGAAAUUCUUGCAGUGUGCAUUAAAAACAAAAACUUUUAUUGAAAACGUGUUUUAUGUUUAAAUAUAUCCACACGUUUAACAACACAUCAUUAAAUGUGCACACAACAGGAAACAGAAAUGUUUUUUUAAUUGGAGUAUUCGUGUCUUAAAAGUAAUGUCUGGGCUUGCAUGUCUUCUGCAUGUAACAGAUCCCUUUAGGAAUGUUACCCAAGGUGCUGUGCAGUUCAGCCUAGUUGGGGAGUCAGUACUGCUUGUGCUCCCUGUGACUUCCUUUUGGAUUAAAUAGGUUUGACAAUUUAAAGGUGGAGAUUUGAAACAAAGAGGGAGCACAAGAAAAA